This is a messenger RNA of Chironomus riparius, 1236 nucleotides long. Lineage: Eukaryota; Metazoa; Arthropoda; Insecta; Diptera; Chironomidae. The record is from the annotation of a GenBank genome assembly.
AUGAUUAAGUUUGUCGUCAUGCUUUUAAAUUUGAAAUCAAUAACAUCUUCAAAUAUUCAAGAAGUCAAAUGUUUGAUGGAUUUGAACGAAUGUUUCAUCGAUGGAAGCUUUUUAGGAAAUUCAACAGCAUUACUGAACAUUACAGGACCUAAAGUGAAUUACUAUGAACUUCAUUUGAGUAAUUUUGAGUAUCUACAAACCAGCCAAUUUGCUGAAUCAAUUAAAGCGACGGAAUUGAAAAUUGAAAAUUCAAUUAUUGACAUUAAUAGUAAUUUGGAACGAAUAGACAAUAAAGUUAGAAGCAUCAACAUCAAAAACUGUUCAUUAAGCAUCUACAGUUUAAAAAAUUUCAAAAGUUUACAAGAUUUGAAAAUGAAAAAGGUAAAAAUUAAUAAAAUAAGUCCGACGGCAUUUGCUGGAUUGAAUAAUAUUUCAUAUUUUGAACUUAAUGAUGCUAAAUUGACACUUGGCUUGAUAUUAUCCCUAAAACAUCUGGAAUCUGUCAGCAUCUUUUCAUUUACAAAAUGUGGAAUCACCAACAAAAUUUUUUCGGAAGUCCUACAAAACCUCAAGUCACCAGAAUCCUUAUCAUUUACAUUAAAUUCCAUAAAAUCCAUCAAAUGCGAUGAAGUAUCAAGACUUGAAAUGUUUUCAUUGUCGAUAAAUUCAAAUCAACUUUUUGGAAUUUUUCCAACCUGCGGAGUUCCUGUCGUUGAUGUGUCGGAAAAUAAAAUUGACACGCUUUUCAUUCAGUCUGGAACGACAACAGUCAAUGCAUCCAUGAAUGUUAUCUCAGAUAUCAGAUGUGAUAAGUUUGUGAAUCUUUUGUUUCUUAAUGUUGCUGGAAAUUUGCUUAGCGAUUUGAUGUGUGUUGCUGGAAUUUCUACUCUGGAGGAUCUCAACAUUAACUCGAAUAAGUUCAAAGUUUUUGGAUCUCUUAGCUUUAAUAAAAUGACAAGCUUGAAGGCUAUAUCAAUUUUGGACAAUCCAAUAAAAUUUAUAUCACCAAGUUUAUUCGCAUCUGUUACGGAAAGUCUCAUCAUGAAGAUAUCUGUCGAUAGAUUUGAUGCUGGAUAUGACAAGCUUACUACUUUUUAUCCACAUUUGUAUGAAGUGACUCAUAACGAGAUAAAUGGAACUUGUGAUGACUACGACAAGGUUGUGGAAGCUUUGAAGUCACAAAAUAUAAGCUUGUUCCUUCUUAAAUCCUCAGCAUGCAUUAAAAAGGUGCCAUAA